Molecule: messenger RNA, 1140 nt
Organism: Pisolithus orientalis
Lineage: Eukaryota; Fungi; Basidiomycota; Agaricomycetes; Boletales; Pisolithaceae
Exons: 8
Coding region: 1-1140 (379 amino acids)
Source: RefSeq, a predicted model, not a curated record
AUGGGACACCACCUCACUUAUACUGUAGACAUGUUUGCAAAUGUCUCCAUCACAUUUGGAGUUGGUAUAGCUUGCAAUAAGGGUGGAACUCCUGGAUUCCCAUUUGCAAAUGGGCAAAAGCUUGAGGAAGCCCUCAAAAUGGUCCAGGAAGGUGUUACCUGCUGCCACACUGAUGACUGUGGCUCCCUCAAAUGGCCUGGCCUUAACUAUGUUCUGCUCAACACAUCUGCCCUCAUGCCUUUCAUUCUCCCAACUGACACUUCCAAGUCAUUGCAUGGUUUCCACCAUCCUCAACUGGCACAUCUCUUGUGUCUGCACAAGUACAUUUCUGAAUUUGACCAGAAUUCAAACCAAUACAUAGACCAUGUCUUGAAUGGGGACCUCAUUUUCAAAGUCUGGCCACUACUGUCAUUCCUAUAUGACCAAACAAAGCCUUAUAAUCCAGACAACAUCCAAGAUGGUCUCUUCCAUGGCCAUGUGUUAUUUUAUAAACACAUCUUCUGUGGUCACUCGACUGCUGUGGGCACCUCCAUGAUCACAACAAAACCAUCCAAGAACAAGAUCCACAGUAUCAAAGAAGUUUCAGAAUUCACAAUUGCUUAUGCAGUGGUAAUGGCAUACUUUACUUUAUCAUCAGAGGAUAUGUUCAGGAAGGCAGAGGAGACCAAUCCAUGGGUGAAGGAAUCUUUGGCCUGGCAGAUUUAUGGCAAUAAUUCUUCCAAAGACUUGAAUGGUAAUUUGGAUUCUGAGGAGGAAUGGCAAGCCAUCAUUGCACAGUGCACUGCUCAUCACUGGCUCAACCAAGUCAACUCUGCAUCCAUUGAUCCUGUGUUGAGAAGGGCUUCAGCCACCACAAGCACCUCCUCUGUGCAUAACAGAAUUUGGGCCAUGACCACUGUCUCCUCUGGCAUUGCCCUCUCCUCUGUGCAUAACAGAACACAGACUGCGACCACCAUCAACACCAACAGCACCUUCUCCUCAGCACAUAACAGAAUGCAGACCAUGACCACCAUCAACACCAACAGUGCCUUCUCCUCUGUGCACAACAAAACACACCUUGCCCCAUUGCCCCUCUCCAGUCCUGAGCCCAAGGCUUGUCCUCCUGCCCACACCACCACUUCUCAUGGGGGACCAAAAUGA